CAAACCAUAAUCAACCCUAAAUUACCAACUUAAGACUAAAGAUGAUAAUUUUGCAAUUAUCCUCCUUGAAGCUCGUGGGUAGAUGAGAUAGGUUAGAUAUAUUCCAGAAAUCAUUAUAAAUUAAUUAUAAAGGUAAAAAUAAAAAUAAUAAUGAAAAUUAAAUGAUAGUUUUUUGUCUCAAUAUAUAAAUCAAUUUAUUAAUCUAUGAAUUAGAAUAUUGAAUAUAUUAUUCCUUUGCAAAUGUAAUUAAUUUGUAAAUAUUUUUAUUUUUGUUAAUUUCGGUAUCAAUUAGUUCAUCUGCAACCUACUCUGUAGAGUACCCCACUAUCGAUGAUGCCAAUGAGUUCGCCGUGACAUAAGGUUACGUACCGCAUCUUCAACCAAGAUAAAUUGAUCUCUCAUCACCAGCGCACAACCUCAUCUUGCCGUACCACGCCUGAAGAAUUAACCAUGUCUCUCACACAGUUACAAAACCUAUUACCUCUACCAGAGGAAGACUUAAAGCAAGUACUGGAUUAUGCAAACACACUUUCCAAACCAGCUGCCGCAGAUCAUUUCAACAAUCUACUAGGAGAAUCACCCGGCAGUAUCGAAUUUAUAUCUUCAUUCAAUGCUAGACGGCAAGAUCCUACCAUUAAAUCAAAUCCGCAGACACAGACAUACUCACAGGCAUCAGCACAAUCCCCCGCCCAAACAUCAACAUCAACCGGAGUACCUAAAUCAACUCGGGCACCAAAAAAGAAGAAAGCACCUAUCCAUACACCAGCACCGCGUCAAGUCCAAGAUACAUAUACGGGGCAAGGAACGGCGUAUAAAAAGAAAGACGAAGAUGAUUAUGUAUCUCGAAAAUCCACACCGGUAUCUUCCUCCAAGCCUACAGCAACAACCAACUCUUUCGCGCUCGACAGCACUCCCUCCGCGAUCCAGGCGCCCACCCCUCGUCCCCCUCCCUCCGCUGCUGGCAGCCUAAUAUCCGAUUUUGGAAAGAAAUCCAAAUCUACCUCUUCCUCUCGCGCCGCAUCUCAAAAUCCCUCUCGCAAUGCUUCUCCGGCUCCAAAAACAAAAGUAAACAUCACAGGUGGAAAUGCCAUGCAUGGUGCCUCAACCGUUCUCAAUGAUCUCGACGCCGCAAUCCGCACGCUAGAAAUAUCCACAAAUGCCUCACUCUCUACCGACCCCUCAAAGAGAAAAUGUAACUGUAUAGCAACUCGUCAUGCAUUGCUAGCCGCAGCGCCCAAUUGUCUCAACUGUGGAAAGGUAAUCUGUGUAAAAGAAGGUCUUGGUCCAUGUACAUUCUGCGGUUCUGCUAUUUUGGGAAAAGAUGAAAUCCAAUCCAUGAUCCGCACACUCAAAGAAGAACGCGGGGUUGAAAAACAAAGAUUAGACGCCUCUUCUCAUCGACGGGCUGAAGUAUCUCGAACACCUGCUCCUUUCUCCGCACCAAAAACACUCGAUAUGACACCUGCGGAACAAAAAGCCAAAGAACAUCGCGAUAGAUUAUUGGGAUUCCAGGCGCAAAAUGCGAAGAGAACGACAGUUCGAGACGAAGCUGCGGAUUUCGAUACAAGUUUAGCGACUAGUAUGGCGGUAGGAGGAGGAAGUGGAAUGGGUGGUAUGUGGUCUAGCCCAGCUGAGAGAGCAAGGGAAUUGAAGAGACAGCAGAGAGUUCUAGCUGAGCAGGAAUGGAACGCAAGACCGGAAUAUGAAAAGAGGAGACAGGUUGUUAGUGUGGAUUUGGUGAAUGGAAAAGUGGUGAAACGAAUGGCGAAGGUUGAGACGCCGAAGUUUGAGAGUGAUGGCGAAGAUAAUGAUGAAGAAGAUGCUAUGGAAAUUGAACAGGUGUCGGGACGUAAUGGGGGUGGUGGAACGUUUAGUCGCAAUCCGUUGUUGGCAGGUCUUAUUAAACCCAUUUGGAGCGCGGGGAAGGGGAAGGGGAAAGAAACGGAGACGGAAUCAGAGGUGGAUGGGGAUGCAUAUACUAGGAAAAAGAAAACGUGGCGAAGAGUACAGGAUGAUAUGGAUGAUAAUGAAGAGAUUAUAUUAGACGGAGGAGCUUUUGGUGGGGGUGAAGGACCUGGGAAGGGAAAUAGGAGAGAGGGGGUGGAGGAACGUGCUGUUGGUUUAGAUUAGUAGAUUGUGCAGCGAGCGGACGAAUGGAUAAAUAGAUCAUGAACUGAAGUACAGAACUUCGCUAUUUAGAUCACUUUCUAUCAGAAUCUCUAAACGUGAUGUUGUAGUGAGUUGCAAACGAAAACUUCUAGUAUUGGGGUAUUGUUUGAGACACCACUGUACUGUACUGUCGAUCCACACAUCCCACAGAUGCCUAUUCCAUUGUAUCUCUUUUGUCAUAUGCCAUAUGU
Molecule: messenger RNA, 2360 nt
Organism: Sclerotinia trifoliorum
Lineage: Eukaryota; Fungi; Ascomycota; Leotiomycetes; Helotiales; Sclerotiniaceae
Source: the annotation of a GenBank genome assembly